CACGUGAAUUUGCAGCAUACUUUGCAUCUUGGCUUUUUUCCUCCUCUUCUGUGUCAACUUUUGUCUCCUAUGUGAUCAUAUUGCCUUCAUUCAAGAAAAGAUGAGUAAUGGAUUCUUUUCUUUGUUGCUAUUUGCUGUUACAGCUAGCGGAGUCUUGAAAGGAUUUGACCCUCUUCUGAACCUUGUGCUUGAUGGUACCAUUGAAUAUAUGAGAGAUCCAGAUGAUCAGUACAAAUUAACAGAAGACACACGCCAACUGGGACUAGUGGUCUGCAGAGGAACUUCUGUGGUUCUCAUUUGUCCGCAGGAUGGAAUGGAAGCUAUUCCAAACCCUUUCAUUCAGCAGCAAGAUGGCUAAUGCUUUCUUGGGACUGUCUCUGAAGACUUCAAGGGUGCAAAUCAUUGGAGGAAACUAUCAAUGUGUGAAAACUUUCUGUUUUGGGGGAGGAGUUUGAAUGUGUGUUUGCUAGUGUGAAAGAUCAAUCAACUUUUAUUUUAUGGCUUUCUGUAAGUGGUGAGAGGAUGGCUCAUGCUGUGUAAGAAGUUCAGUUCUGAUCUUGUUGAAAUAAACCUGAAACUCUUCAUUCUUUAGAGUUGACAGGAGAGAGUAUAUCAUCUAGAAAUUGUAUGAGACCUUCUUGAUAUUGUGAGUUUUGAACCAACCACGUAAUGUUAGUAAAGAGCGCCCUGAAGAUUGGUAAUAUGACUUAAAUUUUUAAAUACAUUUUUAGAACAUGAUUUUGUUCCUCUUAGAUGUCAGCACGUAGCUGGGAAGCGUUUUGCAUUGUGUUUUAGGCUUUCUGCUCUUGAGUUCCAUCUGUUUUGCCUGCUUGCUCCAGUACAUGCAGGAAAAUUCCUUUUGUUGUGUGAUACCUUGUUAUCACCUUUACAAACUACGUACCUAAGAAGAUAUUUUCUAGGACUUGUUCCAAAUCUUGUGGGCUGUGGUCUGUGACAUCAGAAUGUUCCUGCAUUUCUAGAGAAAGACUAGACUAACUUCUAGGGUAAAUGCUGUGUCUUGGCUGAGUGACAGGAACAUUAUGGAAGUAUUUGUUUGAUAGUUGGAAUUUUAGGGGAAGAAUAUUUAAGAUCCUAAUGUUCUAUUACAGGUAGUGCCUGGGAAUAUUGGAUAUUUUUGUAUCUUAGAUGUCCAUUUGUGGUUUUGCUGGUUAUAAUUUCCUUUGUAAGUAAGCAUUUUUUUUAACUUCUUUUAUACUUCAUAAAUAGCAAGAUUUGAGGAGUUGUGAAUGAAUAAAUACAAUUUAGUCUGUUCUUA
This is a messenger RNA of Struthio camelus australis, 1276 nucleotides long. The record is from RefSeq and is a predicted model, not a curated record. NCBI's taxonomy places the organism in Eukaryota, Metazoa, Chordata, Aves, Struthioniformes, Struthionidae.